GCGUGAGGCGGACCAGUUUCGGUGACAUUUGCUAAGGAAGAGGAGGAGAAAGACGAGGAGGAGGAGUACAGUUUUAAAGUGAACCUUUUAGCGAUUCUGUGGUUCUCCCACUCCUCAGCUUGGAGUUAUGUAUCGUCGGCCUCUGCUGAGCGUUGUAAGGAACAUUCUUAACGUGGCAGCGUCCACAGCCGCCCACGGAAAGGUGUUGGAUUACAAAGUGUGUUUUGCCAGAUCUUUGGUAGCUUGCCAUGUGGCCCGAGUGUCUGCUCCCUUUCUGACACCAUGUCGGACUCUGCACAACACCACACAGCUUUGUCAAGUGAAUGAAACACCUCAGCACACACAGGAAGAGGUCGGGGCCUUCACCAAGCUCAUUGAGGCCAUGGGCUUUACGGGACCCCUCAAAUACAACAAAUGGAAAAUCAAGGUUGCUGCCUUGCGCAUGUACAUAUGCUGUGCAGAGAAAAUCAAUUAUGAUGAAUUUUUUGAAAGAUGUUCUCUCCCUGACACACUCAACUCGUGGUUCUUGGUUACACUACUGCAUGUGUGGAUGUGCUUGGUGAGGCUGCGUCAGGAGGGUCGAGCGGGAAAGUACAUGUGUCAUUACGUAGUCGAGACCAUGUGGGGGGACGUCGUGCAGAGGAUCAAAAUCAUGGAUGUCGACGCCACCCGUCGAAAUGAAGCAACGAAAGUAAUGACGGAGCUGUUCUACGUAGCUGUAUUUAGAUACGAUGAGGGACUCCUGUCAGAUGACAGCGUGCUGGCAUCGGCUCUGUGGAAGAACCUGUUCUCUAGUCAGUGUGAAGACCCCAGACAGCUAGAACUCAUGGUGGAGUACGUACGUAAACAGAUGCAGUACAUUGAUGCAUUGGACGGGGAGGACCUGCUGCUGACUGGAGAGGUGAAUUGGCGCCCCCUGGUGGAGGAGAAUGCGCAGAGCAUCCUGAAGGUGUCUGCGCCCACGUACAAUGACACUGGACUGUGAACCCAAGACACGGUUUCUGUUUUCCUCUUGUCCAAAGUUCACUUCAGGGUUUAUGGCUGCUUCUGUCUCUUCCUGUCCUUCUGUUUACUCCUUAAAGGUUUUAUUUUUCUCUUUCUUUCAGAGUAUAUCCCACCUUUCACUUUUACUGCAGCUUUACAGCCCCUCAGAUCCACAUCCUCCGUCACUCCUGGCCCACCGUGUUUGUACUGGAGCCAAACUGUGAACCGUAUUUUGUGAAUCCAGAACUUUUCUGGUCUGGAGGCAGGGAACCGCGGCGUCACAGGUCAUUACGGAGGAGAUGCGAGUCGUUUAGAAGAACUGCAGUGACCUGCUGCACCACAAAGGGGAAGUCUUCUCCCUGAACGUACUAGCAGUGACACGGUAAAACAAACAGCUUUCUAAAUGACGACUUGCUGGAGUCAGUAAAAUGUGAUGUCGCCUCGUUCAUCCCGCCGCCAGGCCAGAUUUCACAACCACGUUAGGUCUUCUCUAGCGUCAGCGGCGUUCCUCACAAGAUAAGAUGAAUAGUCGGGAUUGUUCGGCGUGCCAUUCCUCUCCCUAGUGACACAAAACCACAAUCCUCUCAUUGCAUCUGAGCUCAAAAACAAACUAUAUGUGAAUAUUUGUACUUCUCUGUGAAUUGCACACUAUUUAAAAAAGACAUAUUUUGUACUCUUGUGUUUAAAUGAGAAUUUGGUUCUGUGGUGAUCAGGCACUUAAAGCCAAAAAAGACAAAUAAAAUACUUUUUUUCCCCCACUAGACUAGCAAACGGCUCCUUUGCACUCGUCAGUUUUCCCGUAAUGUUGUCCCAACACUACGUGGACGUCAACUCUGUAUUUAGAAGGGGUAAUUUGUUUUUACAGAGAUUCAAUAAAAUAUUUUCUGGAUGGUAUUA
Molecule: messenger RNA, 1881 nt
Organism: Thalassophryne amazonica
Lineage: Eukaryota; Metazoa; Chordata; Actinopteri; Batrachoidiformes; Batrachoididae
Gene: uqcc1
Product: ubiquinol-cytochrome-c reductase complex assembly factor 1
Exons: 9
Coding region: 128-985 (285 amino acids)
Biological process (GO): mitochondrial respiratory chain complex III assembly
Cellular component (GO): mitochondrion
Source: RefSeq, a predicted model, not a curated record